Messenger RNA from Glarea lozoyensis ATCC 20868, 1701 nucleotides. RefSeq names its product MFS general substrate transporter. The record is from RefSeq and is a predicted model, not a curated record. Gene Ontology annotation, molecular function: transmembrane transporter activity. The transcript is spliced from 6 exons. Lineage: Eukaryota; Fungi; Ascomycota; Leotiomycetes; Helotiales; Helotiaceae. Gene Ontology annotation, biological process: transmembrane transport. The coding region runs from base 1 to 1701 and encodes 566 amino acids.
AUGACUGAGACCGAGCUUUCGACGUUGGACAGUCACGAUGGCCAGACACAGGAUACGAAGGGGAGACCUGAGAGCGCACAACCGAUUAUAACAAACCCCCAACCCGAAUCAACAUACCUCGAGGGAACAAAGUUGUAUUUGAUGUUACUUGGAGUUGGAGCGACUGUGUUCUUGAUGAUGCUAGAUCAGACAAUCGUUGUUACUGCUAUCCCUGCUAUUACCAACGAUUUUAAUUCGAUAGGAGACAUUGGAUGGUAUGGAAGUGCGUACUUGUUGUGUGUUGCAGCACUGCAACCUCUAACUGGCAAGAUCUACCAAUACUACAACACAAAAAUUAUCUUCAUCUGCGGUGUCUUAAUCUUCGAACUCGGCUCUCUGAUCUCCGCACUCGCCGUUGACUCCGCAAUGUUCAUAGUAGGACGAGCCAUCUCAGGUGCAGGCGGUGGAGGUCUUGUAACCGGAUUUCUCAGCAUCCUAGCAGCAUCUGUUCCACUCGACAAACGCCCCUUUUAUCUCGGACUCGUCAUGGGACUUUCUUCUAUAGGCAUUGUACUAGGUCCUGUGCUUGGAGGAGUCUUCACUCAGCACAUCACUUGGAGAUUUUGUUUCUAUUUCAACCUUCCAUUCGGCGCUAUCACCCUCCUGAUCAUUGCACUUCUGCGUAUACCGAAUGCAGCUGCCCACGCGGAUCAAAAACCAACUCUCAAAGAAAGCUUCAGCAGACUCGAUAUCAUCGGUUUUACAAUCUUCGCACCAGGCGUGGUGAUGUUGCUCUUCGGUCUUGACUGGGGAGGAAUCAAAUACGAAUGGAAAUCAGCCACCAUAAUCGGGUUAUUCUGCGGUGCUGCAGGAACUUUAGCUAUCUUCCUUGUGUGGGAAAAGUUCAAGGGUGCAAAUGCUAUGAUCCCAAUUGCGAUGGUGAAGAAGCAGGUCGUUAUUUGCUCUUCGCUUACAAUGAUUUUGUCUCAAGGUUCGCUUCUCGUCAUCACAUAUUUUCUGCCACUUUGGUUCCAAGCUGCAAAAGGCGCUUCGCCGACUAUGAGUGGUGUGUACUUUCUACCAUCAGUGGGAUCUCAGAUAAUUGGUUCGGUCGUAACAGGGAAACUCACAUCGAAAUUCGGCUUCUACACUCAAUGGGCCAUAGCCGGAACAGCCAUGACAUCUCUCGCAUCCGGUCUUUUCACCAUUCUCAAACCCAGUUCCGGACCCGGUCUCUGGGUGACCUUCCAGCUCAUUUCUGGUUUCUCUCGCGGUCUGACGGUACAACAACCUAUCACGGCCCUCCAAGCUUCACUACCAAAGUCCGAUUACCCCGUCGGCAACGCCUUUCUCAUGUUCUCGCAGAUCCUCGGCGGUGCGAUAUUCCUUUCUCUGGGACAAACAAUCUUCAACAGCCAGAUCAUCACGGCGUUGCUGAAGUACGCGCCGGAAGUUGAUGUGCAAGCAGUACUUUCGGUUGGUGCGACGGAUUUCAGAAGUGUAGUGAAGCCAGAGAGUGUUGCAGGUGUGAUGUUAGCGUAUAAUAAAGCGAUUACUACUGUUUUUUAUCUUGGUGCUGGAGCUGCCGCUGCAGGAUUUUGCACAACUUGGGGUAUGGGCUUUGGUAAUCUUAUUACGCUUCGCGAGGAGGAGAAGGCAGCAGCUGAAAAAGCCGCCGAGAAAUCUCCAACUCCUGUCGUUGAAGCGGGGAAAAGAGUAUGA